AUGUUCCCGCUCGUCCCAGCUUUACAAGCUCGUAUUGUGUUACUUUCCGCAUCAUACAGUCGUCGACUGGUCUUCCGUGUGCGUCCCCAUGUGCUUCGUACAUUAUCGACGAAAUCAACAGCUGAAGCAACUGUAAAUGCUACGAGUUCCAAGACAGCAACUACUGUAUCGAUUGAUAUGUUUUCAUUGGACGAGACUAUGACGCUCAAGGAGCGCCUUACAAUCUACAAUCAAUUAGGCAAGACACGUCUUAGUGCAUUGGUGGUCAUGACUACAGGUGCAGGUUUCCUGAUGGCUGGUGGACCCAUUUCUUGGCACACUUUUGCUGCUGCCACGGUGGGUACAUCUCUGGCUGCAGUGUCAGCUAAUACAUUUAAUCAGUGGCGGGAGGCGGAGUUAGACGCUAAAAUGCAGCGCACACACCGACGUCCACUUCCGUCGAAGCGGAUCUCCCGAGCACACGCACUAAAGUUCGGUGCUGCUAUGGCUACAGCUAGUAUGGCCAUUUUGUCGGCUGGAUGCAGUCCAUUGGUAGCCUCACUAGGCGCAUUUAACAUUGGCCUCUACUCGUUAGUGUACACUCCGAUGAAGUUGAAGAGCGAGUAUAACACGUGGAUAGGCUCAGUUGUGGGCGCUAUCCCACCUGUCAUGGGUUGGGCAGCUGCCACCGGCACUGUAUUGGCGCCAGAAGCUGCGCUGCAUGCAUACUUGAUGUAUUGCUGGCAGAUGCCACACUUCUUCGCCUUAAGCUGGCGAUCACGCAAGGACUAUGCGCGUGGCGGCUACAAGAUGGUGGCAUGCAAUGAUCCAACGGGCUCUCGAAGUGCUGCGUUGGCACUAAGAUACUCAUAUUACAUGAGUGCGAUUCCGAUCGUUGCUUCGAUUACAGGCGCUACGAGCUACAUGUUUGCAGUAGAAGGUACCGCUGUGAACGCGUACACUAUCUACUUGGCGCAUAAGUUCUACGCGAAGCCGUCAAAUGCAUCAGCGCAAAAGGUUUUUCUGGCCUCACUAUGGUACUUGCCUGUCAUCAUGGGUUGCAUGGUGCUGCAUAGCCAGCAGUGGAUGAACGACGAGGAAAUUGAAACGAAGAAGAAAGCUAACGUAUGGCGUGAAGCGUUUUUGGGUGAGGCGGAAAAUUUCCAGUCGCAGGAUUCUUCGGCACAUACCAAGGAAAGCUCCAUGUCCGCAUGGUUGGUAGCGAAGGUGCGUGCCUUGCGCCACAGCCUUCGGGAUUUCUGUAUCCACGAGACUUUGUGGGGAGUGAAGGACGGCCAGCACCAGGGUGAUGAGUCCAAUAUACUUUGUCCCGUGCACAUGGGCCACCAGGCCAAAGAGACCGUGGCAAUCACAGCACAGGCUUCUAGGACGGAUUAA
Messenger RNA from Peronospora belbahrii, 1377 nucleotides. The record is from the annotation of a GenBank genome assembly. Lineage: Eukaryota; Oomycota; Peronosporomycetes; Peronosporales; Peronosporaceae.